UACAGAAACAGUAGGGGCACAGUCAUGUUCUAGAGUUCUUUUCCUGAUUAAUUUUAUAAUUGGAGUGGUGCGAUGUUUACGUAGACCUCCACUCAAUGAAUUAAUGACACAGUAGGAACCUUAAUUAAAAAAUACAUUGGUAAUGUGUCCGCCCCAACCCUACCAAAUUUAUAGGGACUGGGGCCAAGAUUCUCAACUACUAUCUCAACUAUCCACUCAACUGGAGAUCUGGGUAGCCUUAAUUUUUGUGUGGCCAAUGUUAGAAACCUGAAAGGAGCUUGAUUGUUAGGCAGUCAGAAUACAGCAAUGUGUGAGCAGAACCUUUUCAGGUGUUUCAAAUUGGGCAUUGUGUUUGCAAAUCUUGGCUCAGAGGUCCAAGAUCCUUUGACUGAUAAUUCUAUUUAUUUAGCAAAAAUAAAGAGUGUUGAAAAUAAAGGUAGGGCAGUUUUUUGUGCAGCCAAGGGAAGUUAUUUUUAGUGGGGUUUUGUGGAUUUAUUAAUAAUGCAGUAAAGUAAUGAGCAUUGCAUGAUUUUCCAUAUUGUACCUUUAUUUUAACACUACUCCUAUUAUAAAUUAUAAGUCUAAUAAAAUUUAAUCUUUGAUUGCAGACUGAAAUGUACAGUCAGAUAUGCAUACUUAAGUCUCAAGAACUUCAUAUUUUGCUAUGUUUGAAUGUGUUUCAUAUCAAGUCUUAUUGUUACCCUGGAUUUUUUUGUAAUGUAAAUGAUAAAUUUGUUAUGUGACAUCUUAUUUUUCUCUUUAGAUUCAAAGAAUUCUAAGAAGGAUAAACAUGGGAAAAGUCAACAGUCAAACCACCCAUCUUUAAAAAAUGAACAGUUUAAUUGGGAUGACUACUUGAAAGAGACUGGAUCAGUAGCUGCUCCUCCACAUUGUUUCAGACAGUCUAGGAUCCCACCAACCAAUGAUUUUAAAGUUGGUAUGAAACUGGAAGCCCAUGAUCCUCGAAAUGUUACCUCAGUGUGUAUAGCUACAAUAAUUGGAAUUACUGGUGCCAGACUAAGGCUGCGGCUUGAUGGAAGUGACAACAAAAAUGACUUUUGGAGGCUAGUGGAUUCCUCUGACAUACAGCCCAUUGGGACCUGUGAAAAGAAAGGUGGUAUGCUUCAGCCUCCACUUGGGUUCCAGAUGAAUGCAUCUUCUUGGCCAAUGUUUCUCUUAAGAACACUAAAUGGAGCUGAAAUGGCACCUGCAAUGUUCUUUAAGAAGGAACCACCAAAACCUGUUCCAAACUCUUUUAAAGUUGGAAUGAAACUGGAAGCAGUAGAUAGAAAGAACCCUUACUUAAUUUGCCCAGCAACCAUUGGAGAUGUUAAAGGAGAUGAAGUUUUUAUUACAUUUGAUGGCUGGAGAGGAGCAUUUGACUAUUGGUGCAAAUAUGAUUCUCGAGAUAUUUUUCCAGUUGGAUGGUGUAGCUUGACAGAAGAUGCACUACAGCCACCAGGGAACAAUGUUUCCACUACGAAGACUAGUGCCAAAACCCAGUCUUCCCCUUCCAAAGUGACCCGGCGUGCAAUGCAGUCGCCACAGAAAUCUGCUUCAGCAUCAGCUCAGCGGGGCAGAAAACAAAGUCGGGCUAAACCUGCCGGGCAAUCUGUAGUUCCUAUGAAGGGCAAGUCUCCGAAAAAUGGUCCCUUGACAAAAAAUGCCACUCAUACUGAAAAUCUCAAAACCAGAAAAAAAACUUUGAAACCUGGAAGAAAGAAAAAAACCUCGCCAGUUCAAUCUCCUCCUACACCUUCAUCUCCACUUACUUCUCCUGAUGGGGACAGUGGCGGUACACAGGUACUUAAAGAUGGCAUUGGCAUAGCUGGUACAACAGCAGCAGUUAUAUCCACAGUUUGCGUGUAUGUUAACAAGCAUGGAAACGCUGGACCUCACCUGGAUAAGAAGAAAGUUCAGCAACUUCCAGAUCACUUUGGACCAGGUCCUGUAAAUGUGGUACUUCAGCAGGCUGUGCAGGCCUGUGUAGACUGUGCCUGUCAAUCCAAAACAGUCUUUGGAUUCCUGAAGUCAGGGCAUCAUGGAGGGGAGAUGAUAAACGCCUCCUUUGAUGGGGAGAAACACGCCAUCAAUCUUCCUUCUGUAAACAGUGCAUCGUUUGUCCUUCGGUUCUUGGAGAAACUCUGUCACAGCCUGCAGUGUGAUAAUCUUUUUAGUAGCCAGCCCUUCAGCCCUUACAUGGGGAGUGCACACAGUCCUACAGAAUAUGACAAGAGUAAACCAGCAAAAGAGGAAAUAUCAGAAAACAGAAUUACGAAACGUUUUUCUCAGGAUUCUCCACCAUACAGUGCCCCUCUUUCUCCUAAACUGCCCAGAACUGAAGUUCACCCAUCUGAAGAAACACUACCUAAUGAAGAAAACUGCAUCCUCAAAGAACACAGAUUUUCUGAGGACCCUCUGGAUUCUGUACUCAAUUCAGUAAGUCCUUCAAGUCCAACCCGUCGAAAUUCUACUGAGUAUCGUAGCUCAGGAAGCAUAGCAUAUUACAGGACUUCCCUUCAGCCGGUGACUGCUACCUCAAAGUCAGCCCCAAUCCUACGCAGGCUGUCAUCAAGUUCUGCUGGGAACACCAGUUACUAUGAAGUCAGCAGGAAUCGAAUACAUAGGAGGAUUGAAGCUGCAAGUUCCACAACUGGACCUGAUCUCCAUGCACUAAAGCAGGAACCCUCCCGAGUACUGAAUAAGGAUCCUUCUACCUGGUCAAUAGAUGAAGUAAUGCGGUUUGUGAAAGAAGCUGAUCCUCAGGCAUUAGCCCCACAUGCAGAACUCUUCAGGAGACAUGAAAUUGAUGGGAAAGCACUGCUGUUACUGAGGAGUGAUAUGAUAAUGAAAUACAUGGGACUGAAGUUGGGGCCAGCAUUAAAGCUAUGCUACCACAUUGACAGACUUAAACAAGGAAAGUACUAGCCAGUGGAAACACAAUAAUCUGUGUGUUCAUACCAGACUUACAUCUCAGGUUCACAGACAUGGUCUUUAUUUAAAAAAUAUUUUGUUGCUGCAAACAUUUGCCGUUUGCAGAAGUUUCCUCUCAAAAUGUGAUAAAAUAUUUACUAUCAAGAAAAAAGGACUAUAUUACAUUUUAGGAAGUGAUUUGGAAAGGUACACAGGAACAGGCAGUUAGGACUGUGUUCUUCGGGUUUGCGUUUUUUUUUUUAUGUGAUACUUUCAUGGAUACUAUACACAGAAAACUGAGAAAUGCAUUCUCUUUUACAAACUUCAACUGAUACAUUCACAUUCAAAACCAAAACAGCUGAAUCCCAAAGGAAAAACAGCAUCAGGUGUUGAUAAUUUUUACAGGGAUGGCUGUAAAAUUUUACAUUAUGAAAAAUUUUAAAGAAGCAGCAUUAAACUUCAUCUCUUUUAGUGAAUACGCUGUGACUGGUUCUCCAGGAGAGUAAUAUUCAUUUAGAUUAUGCUAUACAGAUUUCCAUAAAGGGAAUAGACAUA
Messenger RNA from Gavialis gangeticus (Gharial), 3468 nucleotides. It is a transcript of the gene SCML2, whose product is annotated as sex comb on midleg-like 2 (Drosophila). Lineage: Eukaryota; Metazoa; Chordata; Crocodylia; Gavialidae. The coding region runs from base 724 to 2928 and encodes 734 amino acids. Gene Ontology annotation, molecular function: protein binding. The record is from RefSeq and is a predicted model, not a curated record. Gene Ontology annotation, biological process: regulation of DNA-templated transcription. Gene Ontology annotation, cellular component: nucleus. The transcript has 13 exons.